AGUUCGAUCGACUCCACCCACUUCUUAGCAAAAAAUGGCCAAGUCUCUACGACAAGGAAACCAUUAAAUAUUUAUUUAAAUAUCAGUCAAUUAAUAAUAUUUCAGGUUGUAUUUUAGAUGCAUUAAGGACAGAUGUUCUAGUAGACGACAACAUCGUUGUCCCAACUGCUAUGUCCCACAGCCAGACCGCUGCCAUGAGCGGUCACAUGACCAUUCAUGUGACCAGUCGUCGUUUUGCACCAUUUUGAUUAUGUUCCAAUUAAUUAGACAUUUCUUGGGAUAAGCACCAAAUGUAAUCAUCUCAGCAACACUUUAGAAUGGAUAUUGCUGAAAGUAUGAUACAGCGUUUUCGUGUUGGAGGCCGAAACAAAACUAAGUUUUCUCCUUCAAAGGAGGAUAUUCUAAACACGAUAGAGCAAUUUGGAGGUAAGACAGUUGGAGUGGAUAGUUCAAGUAAUGGUUAUAACAACAAUAGAAUUAACCAGCGUAUCCAUAGCAACAUAAUGGACAACCAAGAUUUAGCAAAACUGGACUUUAUUGAAAAUGCCCAACCACUUGGAGGUAGUUUUACACACUCUUACAGCACUGAGUGGGAACGAUUGUUCGGGAAACCUAACUUUUUGAAGGCUUUGCGGAACCAUGGCUUACGUGGAAAUUUACGAAGUAGCAGAUUUCGUAGUAUUUGUUGGAAGCUCUAUUUAGAGGUUUUGCUUGAAGACAAAUCAAACUGGCUGAUAAAGACUAGAGAAUGGCGGCAAAAAUAUGAUGAUUUAAAGAAUAAUCUCAUAAUAAAUCCACGCAAAGCUGUUGACUCUGCCCAUGACUUAUCUUUGAACAAUCCACUGUCUCAGGCUGAAGAAAGUCCCUGGAAUCGCUUUUUUCAAGACAAUGAAUUGCGGCUUACCAUCAAGCAAGAUGUUAUCCGAACUAAUUUUCGAAGAAUGAAGUUAGGCACAAGUUAUCCUCGAAUAGAAUUUUUUCAGUCUAAUCAAGUGCGAAACAUGAUGGUUGAUAUUCUGUUUAUUUAUGCCAAGCUGAACGUUGACUUGUCCUAUAGACAGGGUAUGCACGAGCUUUUAGCACCAUUAAUAUUUGUACUACACUGUGAUCAUCAAGCAUUCCUUCAUGCGUGUGAAAUAGAAAGUAUUGGCCUUACACAAAUUACCGAGAGUGAAAUGAUUCGAGAAUUGAUGGAUCCAAUGUUUUUAGAACAUGAUGCUUAUGCUAUGUUCUGUCAGGUAAUGGCAACAGUAGAACCUUGGUAUACAACCAAAGAUGCUCCAACACCUAAAGGUAAAGAUAUUUUUAAUGUGCAACCAUUUGCUAGGCCUCAAGAUUUGAAUCCUUCCAAUGUCAUAAUUACCAAACUUACUCGAAUUCAAGAUUAUAUCUUAAAAAAAUAUGACGUGGAGUUACAUUUACAUCUUGAACGACUGGAAAUAGUCCCACAAAUUUAUGGAAUUCGCUGGGUGAGACUUCUAUUUGGCAGAGAGUUUCCAAUGCAAGAUCUAUUAAUGCUGUGGGAUGCCAUUUUUUCUGAUGGAAUUGGCUUUGAUCUAGUUGAUUAUGUAUUUGUCAGCAUGUUGCUAUACGUACGUGAUCUAUUACUAACCAGUGAUUAUCCAAACUGUAUGAACACUUUAAUGCGAUACCCUCCUGUUGGUGAUGUACAUUAUUUUGUUGACAAGGCCCUUUAUCUGCGAGAACCAAAUCAAUAUCCUAAACCUCCAGCUUACAGUUACCAAACGGUCAACCAAGCCCAGCCUAGCAGAAAUAAAGUUUCUACCAACAACAAUGCUUCAGCUAACAAAUCUCGCAGCUCUGUGAUGACUGGCUUUUCUUCCUUGACUCGUAAGAUCAAUAACCGUCCACGAACUCUCUCUGUAAGAAAUAGUCCAAAAAAAAUGACCAAAUCGUCCAGUGAGCCAAUGAAUCUUCAAACUGACAUAUCUCCAGUUACCCCUCCUUGUCAAGAGAAGAGAGGAUCAACUGCAAGCCUGUCCAAAGUAGAGGAUACAAUGCUGCGAUCAACCCCUUCAGCAUCAAGCUUAAUGCCUCGUUCUGUGGCUUCUACUCCUGCUGGUUAUAGUCCAGAUGAUAGUCAUACUAGUAGUCCAACACGUUAUGCUUCCUUGCCUUCAAAGGGACGAAUGAAAUCAAAGAGAACCACAAGACAUGAGCAAGAUAUCAAUACCAAGAUGGCUUAUGUUCAAGGUAAACUGAAUGAGUUUGAAGCAAUGUGCAAAUAUUGUGCUAGUAAACUAGAUAUUCACAUUGAAAAUUUACAAGACAUAUUACAUGCACAAACACUUUCUGUAGGAGAAGAUGAAGUAUUGUUAUCAAUUGCUGGAGUAAAACAGGUACGAGAUAUUUUGAAAGGAACCUUGAAGUUUUCACGUAAUUUGUUGGAUGAAGAUAAAAUUGAGAUUACAGAUAAUCACUACAGGGAGGAACCUUGUAUAUUGACACCAGAUUCCGAUGUAGUUGAUUCCGCUGCUGCUGCUGCUACACAUCGAGAGAAUGAACUGUUUGGUCGAGCAUCUCUCUAUGACUAUAAAAGAAUGUCUCGUUUGAAAGGGGUUUACAGUAAUGACAACUCACCAUCUCACAUGAAUGAAAUAACUAGCCGUGAAGUUGAACUUGUUUCUUAUGUUCCUCAAGAUCAAAAUGGCGCUGCCGAUCCUGUGAAUUGUGUUGAUGCUGACACAGGAGCCUAUCAGAGGACUAGACAUUCAGAAUAUGGCUGUCAUUCACAUCAAUAUGAUACAAACACCAGAACUUCAUGAAAAGUUUUUUUUGUUUUCUUCACCAAUUUUGUUUUAUUACUUUUCAUGGUUUCUUAUAAACUUGAACAGAUGGCUUCAUCAUUUCUAAAGUAUCAGUUCCUCUAUUGUUCUUUUUUUUUUUUUUGAAAAAAGAUUCAGCAACUUUUUAAUGUUUUCAAAAUGAAGGUAUUUGUUAGAGUUUUGAUCUUAAAAUUAUUUAAGCAGCAUUAAAAAUUUUAACUGGUAUUUUCAUUUAAAUUUGAGUAAAAAUACAUAAUUUUUUCAUGUUCUACAAUUGUUGUUGGUACAGAUGGGUCUUAUUAAAAUGGUACACAACCAGCUGUAUCAGUUGUAUAAGUAUGCAAAAUGAAUCCUAAGUUAAAUUGUAAAACUAUGUUUUGUUUUUCUUGGUCAUGGAAGAGAAAAUAUCUAUCUUGAUAAAAAAAAAAUCCUUGUGUUGUAUCUCUAGCUAUUGUUAAUGCUUCAACCAAAGUGUGACAGUAGCUAGCUGUAGAUUGUUGUAUUUAUUAAACUUGGUCUAAACAUUUAUUAAAUAUGUUCAAUGCAAUGAGGACCCUCAUUGAGUAAUAAUAACUAUAAACAAUAUGCCUUUGCUUUGGUUUAAAAUGUGUGAGCUGGCUCUCACUGUUUCCUUGUUAUGUGAUUGAUUUACUCUGAUAUACUUGUGAGCUGAUGUAAUAAAAAAAAGUCCUUAAUAUUAUUUGACUUAAAUUUCCUUGCACAAAAACUUUCUUUGGGGAAAUUAGUUUAAAUUUAAUAUAAAGAUGGCCAGUUUGACAGCAGAGUUAUUAUGACCACUUCAAGUUGCUUUUUAUCUGUGUUAGAAGUUAGCAAUGAAAUGUUUUGUGUCAGACAUAAUCAUUUUGAAUUUAUGAAAUAUGAAGCAAUAUUACUAAAAAUAUAAUUUUAUAAAUAAUUUUUUUGUGGGAUGGGGGAAGAGGGAACAAAAAAUAUGAAUCCAAAUUUGAAAAAUAAAAUAUGAGAGUACAGUAUAUUUUUUAUUUAUUCCACAGCUGAUAUAUAUAUAUAUAAAAUUAUUCUCAUUUUAAUAUCUAUCAUGUGAGCUAUGUAAACUUUUUAAUUUUUAUAUUUUAUUCUAAUGCCUUUUAUAUUCCAUGUUAUUUCUCAUUCAAUGAGAAUAUUUUCCUAUGACAGCAAAGAUUUUGAUAAUUGCUUCAAGACUUCUUGGUUAAAAAUUUGCUGUGAUUUUAAGGACAGUCUGUUACUUUUGGAGGAAAAUUUAAAUUUAAGAUGAUAAAAUACUCUUGUCUGGUCUGAUGAUCUUACUUCAGAUGCUCGAUGUUUUGAUAUUUUAAUUGCAAAAUGCUUCGAGUGAUCUUAAUUUAGUUGUCUUGGCAGUUUUUUAUUAUUAUUAUUAUUCUAUCAUAGUUCUGCUGAAUAUGAAUUACUGGAUUUGUAAUGUGGCUCAGUGAAUACAUUAAUGGAAUGGUAGAAAAGAUUGGUGAAUAUGGUGAAAAUAGAUAUAAGGGGAUGGCGACUGAAGUAUAGAUAGGGCUGAUAGACCAAGUGAAAAGUCUAUAAAACAGGAGUUUAAUUGAUAUGAAAAUGAAAGAAGAGGCACAACAAUGAUUAUUGACUAUUAGGAGAAAGUUCUGAAGGAUAUAUAUCAUCUAUCAAUUUAUAGAUAGAUAGCUAAGUGGAUAAGACAGUGUGAACUCUAAAUUGAGACCUUGAUUAUUUUAUUUUCUUUGUUGUCUGUCUAUUCCUAAUACAACUGAAGACUUAAAAGACAAUCUGCCAAGUAAGAAUUGCAAAAUCUAAAAUCAAUUUCAAGUGAAAAAUGAAAUUUAUCAUUUAAACUUAGAGAUAAGAAGAAAUAAUGUUGAAUUCAGUCAAAAACUUCUGCAAAAUGUUAGUUGCAAUGAUGUAUAGACUUGAGUUAUUAUGGUUAGCUGAAUUGCUGUAAAGAAUUUGAGAGAGAGAAUUUGUUGCCAUGGAAUAAUUUUUGGUGCCUCACUGUGUUGUAGUGACAAAGUAUAGUAGAAUAGUAAAAAAAUUAUAAGAGUACAGAGAGAUAACUUAGAAUAUUUUUUACCAUGAGAGUAGGGUAUGAAUUGAGGGAAAUUUGACUGCUAUUUCAAGACUAUUGAAUAUUAAGGAAUAUUUGAAACCAUUUUCAUAUUUCAUUACAGUGUAAGUACUUUUAACCAUAUUUUAAAAAUUAUUUCAGUUGAUAAAUCACUAGAAAACAAAGAAGAAAUACAAUACUUGGAGUAAACAAUUAAAAUAGGAACAAUUAUAGUUUACUUUUUUUUUUUUUUUUUUGCAGAUUAAAAUAUUUUUAGCAGUUUGAAAUUUUGUAAAUCAUUUUAUUUACUCUUAAGAAGAUAUCUUUUUAGAGUCAGUAAUUUUCCUUAUUGACUUUUUGAAAAGAUUACUGAAACUUAUCUUUCAGUAUAUGAAAAUGGUUGUUUAAAGUGCUUCAAGACUACUUCUUGUUAAGAGCAAUCAUCAUUCUAUGUCCACUUCACUAUCAUUCCAGCUAUAAAAGCAGUUGGUUUCUUCUUUCCAAAUACCAAGUUAUUUUUAGAAAUGAUACUUUUUUAAAACUGAAAUGUCACUAGAAAUUUGAUGUAUCCUUUUGCUGUAAUUGUUGUCAACCUGAUUUUAAAUAUCAAUGUAAUAACAUUUUCAUCUCUUUGUUUUUAAAAUUUUUUUUUAUACAUAUAUAUAUUUUACAAAACAUUUCUAAAAUUUGAACAACUAUAUUAUUCAUAUGAAUAAUAUAAUUUUUUUUAAAUGUGAAAAAUAUUUGCCUUUAAUCCUUAAACAAAAAGAAACUAAACAUUUAUCCUGCGGGUCAGGUGUGUUGUAAAAAUUUAAAUGUGCUAUUUAUAUCAAGUUUUCAAAAAAAAACCCCACAAAAAUAGUUGUCAAUGUUUUAA
Molecule: messenger RNA, 5692 nt
Organism: Octopus sinensis (East Asian common octopus)
Lineage: Eukaryota; Metazoa; Mollusca; Cephalopoda; Octopoda; Octopodidae
Product: TBC1 domain family member 5
Exons: 22
Coding region: 318-2786 (822 amino acids)
Biological process (GO): activation of GTPase activity
Molecular function (GO): GTPase activator activity
Source: RefSeq, a predicted model, not a curated record